Brassica oleracea var. oleracea is the source of this 530-nucleotide messenger RNA. RefSeq names its product sm-like protein LSM2. The coding region runs from base 100 to 381 and encodes 93 amino acids. The transcript is spliced from 3 exons. Gene Ontology annotation, biological process: mRNA splicing, via spliceosome. Gene Ontology annotation, molecular function: RNA binding. Lineage: Eukaryota; Viridiplantae; Streptophyta; Magnoliopsida; Brassicales; Brassicaceae. Gene Ontology annotation, cellular component: U6 snRNP; catalytic step 2 spliceosome; U4/U6 x U5 tri-snRNP complex. The record is from RefSeq and is a predicted model, not a curated record.
CUCACUACAGCCGAGAGGAAGUUGUAAAGUCUCUCAGCUCUUCACUUCACCUUUUCUUUGUUGUAUUACGAGCAGAGGAAGCAAUCUGCGGAGAAACAAAUGUUGUUCUUUUCUUACUUCAAGGAUUUGGUUGGACAAGAAGUGACGGUUGAGCUGAAGAACGAUUUGGCAAUCAGAGGGACUCUUCAUUCAGUUGAUCAGUACCUCAAUAUCAAGCUCGAGAACACUCGGGUUGUUGAUCAGGACAAGUUCCCUCACAUGCUUUCGGUCAGAAACUGUUUCAUCAGAGGAUCAGUGGUGAGGUACGUGCAGUUACCUCCUGAUGGAGUCGAUGUUGAUCUACUUCAUGAUGCAGCUAGAAGAGAAGCUAGAGGUGCUUGAUGCUUCCUCCAAAACCUCUCUUGUAUCUCCAAUCUUAAUCUCUUUAUUAACAAGACUUGCUUCUUUUUCAUUUUCAUGUUAUCCCUUGAUAUGUAAUGAAAUCUUGUUCUGUUAUCUCUAUUAAAGAAUGAUCUGUUUUCUUCAAACUC